AUGGACAAGCUGGCUUCAGCACACUGUUGCUUGCUCUUCCCCUUUCCUGAAUGUGACUCUCCUGUGCCAGCUCAGUUUUAUGACAUUCAUGGCUUGCAGGAUCUGCUCCUGCCGACACUUCCAGCCUUGGAGACUCCAGCUUCCAGGAGCUUUUCCUGGCACUCUUUGGCUGCUGUUGAUUGCUUUGAAAUUCUGGAGGAUGUAAGCUUGUUGAUGUUUUUAACCAUUGCUGAAAUCUUCAUAGUUCUCACCAUUCUCAAUUUGCCUUUUGCAGCACAGGGGGCCAACGGCACUCUGGAGAACCCAGCCCUAGAUACAAGCCUACUGGAAGAGUUCCUGGGCAAUGACUUCGAUUUGGGGGCCUUGCAACGCCAGCUCCCAGAUACCCCACCCUAUUCUGCAUCAGACCCAUGCUCUCCUCCACAGAUCAAAGGUGCAUGCUGCCGGACCCCGAGGCCCACAGCUGGGAGGACUCUGGCCACUCUUCUCCACCCCGCAGCUGUUCCCGGGAUGUUGCCUGCACACCCACCCCUGAGCACUCUGGGAAAGAGCAACUCCGGCCAAACCCAGAGCAGCUUUCACAACUGCUAUCCGAACACCAGUCAUCCCGCCGCCCCGCUGCACCAAUCUGUGUUCUCCCAUCUGGGGAGCUGUUCUAACCCCCAGCAGCCUCUGUGCCACAGCCACAGAGCCUCAUUGCCUCCAACCAAGAAGAGAAAGCACGCACAGGCACUGGACGACUCCGGGGACUGCCGAGAGUGGGCCUACCACUCCAGACCAAUGACAAGUACGAGUCACAGCAGUGAAAUACAGGACCAUGACAAUGAGGGUCAGAACGAGAUGCUUGCAGACCAAUGUGCUCCUGUUCUGAAGUGGCAGCCAUACCAAAGUGAUCCUUGGCACAGCUUAUUAAACAGUCACUAUGAAAAACUUCCUGAUGUGGGCUAUCGCGUUGUCACAGACAAAGGAUUUAAUUUUUCACCAGCAGAUGAAGCUUUUGUUUGCCAAAAGAAGAAUCAUUUUCAGAUAACCAUCCACAUCCAAGUUUGGGGAAGUCCAAAAUUUGUUAAAACACAAAUGGGCCUAAAGCCAAUAGAAAUGUUUUACUUGAAAGCUUUUGGAAUUAAGGUAGAAGCCACCAAUCAAAUAAUUGCUAUUGAACAGUCCCAAGCAGAUAGGAGCAAAAAGAUAUUCAAUCCUGUUAAAAUCAACCUGCUGACUGACCAGGUCACGAAAGUAACGCUGGGACGAUUACACUUUAGUGAGACCACAGCAAAUAAUAUGAGAAAGAAAGGAAAACCGAAUCCUGACCAGAGAUACUUCAUGUUGGUGGUUGGACUAUACGCUGCUAACCAGGACCAGUUCUACUUGUUGUCUGCCCACAUCUCUGAAAGGAUCAUUGUAAGGGCCUCUAACCCUGGGCAAUUUGAAAAUGACAGUGAUGCAUUAUGGCAGCGAGGACAAGUUCCAGAAUCUGUUGUCUGUCAUGGUCGAGUAGGUAUAAACACAAAUGCACCGGACGAAGCCCUGGUUGUCUGUGGCAACGUGAAAGUGAUGGGAACAGUCAUGCACCCCUCUGACAGCCGGGCAAAGCAGAAUAUCCAGGAGGUAGACACAAAUGAACAGCUGAGAAGAAUAGCCCAAAUGAGGAUUGUUGAAUAUGACUACAAACCUGAAUUUGCAUCUGCAAUGGGAAUAAACACUGCCCAUCAAACAGGAAUGAUUGCCCAGGAGGUGCAAGAGAUCCUGCCUAGAGCUGUAAGAGAGGUUGGUGAUGUCACCUGCGAAAAUGGAGAAAAGUUGGAGAACUUCCUCAUGGUCGAUAAGGAUCAAAUCUUUAUGGAAAAUGUAGGUGCUGUGAAGCAACUCUGCAAACUAACCAACAAUCUUGAAGAAAGAAUAGAAGAGUUAGAGAUAUGGAACAGAAAGCUUGCCCGGCUAAAGCGGCUUAGUAGCUGGAAGUCCUCAGUCAGUGAAGCAAGUUCAAUCAGCAAAUUUAGCAGAGCUGUUAGUUCAUCUUCUCCAAGAAGGGCCAUUCACAAAAAAUCCAACAAGGUUUAUUUUUCAGGAAAAAAGCAAUCGUGUCCUAACUGGGUUUUCCAGACCUUGGUUAUAGCUCUAAUUGCUGUGAUGGCAUUUUGUGCCUUGACUAUAGUCUCCCUUUACAUACUUAGCUUAAAAGAUCAAGACCGAAGUGCCCCAAAUCUCCCUUUAAGCAAUAUCACCAGCUCUCAGGAGCCAGCUCUUCCACCCACAGCCUCCCCCUCAGCACCUACAACAUCCCUGGCAACCACACAGACUUCCUUACAAGUACCUGAAAUCACUUUCUGUGAGAUCCUGCCAUGUCAGGAGAUCUAUUGCUGCCCCAUCUGGGGAAUGAGAAAAGUCUUUUCAAAUCCUUUACAAAGACAAUCUGAGCAAGAGAAGGAAAUCCAUCAGACGUAUGGGGCAGAAGAUAAAAGCAAAUCAUUCCUGGCAAGAGACGCACUCACCAGCCCUGACUGGGGGAGUGACUGGAUUGAUACAACCAUCAGUUCUAUUCAGAUUAUGGAAAUCCAGCAAAUAAUAGAUCGUCGGUAUUGCAGUAGAAGCCUCCAGUGCGGGUCUGGAAAUUACUAUUACAACAUUCCUGUUAAUAAGUACACACCCACUAAUGUCAAAUUCUCUCUGGAAAUCAACACAACAGAGCCAUUGAUAGUCUUCCAGUGCAAAUUUACUCUUGGAAAUAUAUGUUUCCAUAGUAAAAGGGAAGUCAAAGGGACCCCAAACCAUGGAGAAUUCUCUCAGGAGAUGACACAGGGGUAUCAGCACAUUUGGAGCCUCCCUAUAGCCCCAUUCUCUGACAGUGCAUACCAUUUCCGUGUAGCUGCACCGGAUUUAGCUGACUGUUCAACAGAUCCUUAUUUUGCUGGGAUUUUCUUUACAGAUUACUUCUUUUACUUCUAUCGACGUUGUGCCUAA
Molecule: messenger RNA, 2961 nt
Organism: Tupaia belangeri chinensis (Chinese tree shrew)
Lineage: Eukaryota; Metazoa; Chordata; Mammalia; Scandentia; Tupaiidae
Gene: MYRFL
Product: myelin regulatory factor like
Exons: 25
Coding region: 1-2961 (986 amino acids)
Biological process (GO): positive regulation of DNA-templated transcription; protein autoprocessing
Cellular component (GO): endoplasmic reticulum membrane; nucleus
Molecular function (GO): sequence-specific DNA binding; DNA-binding transcription factor activity
Source: RefSeq, a predicted model, not a curated record